Molecule: messenger RNA, 1386 nt
Organism: Neofelis nebulosa (Clouded leopard)
Lineage: Eukaryota; Metazoa; Chordata; Mammalia; Carnivora; Felidae
Gene: GPR119
Product: G protein-coupled receptor 119
Exons: 1
Coding region: 1-1038 (345 amino acids)
Biological process (GO): regulation of metabolic process; adenylate cyclase-activating G protein-coupled receptor signaling pathway
Cellular component (GO): membrane
Molecular function (GO): phosphatidylcholine binding; G protein-coupled receptor activity
Source: RefSeq, a predicted model, not a curated record
AUGGAGUCAUCUUUUCCAUUUGGAGUGACUCUUGCUGUCCUGGCCUCCCUCAUUAUUGCUGCCAAUGCACUAGUGGCUGUGGCUGUGCUGUUGCUGAUCCACAAGAAUGAUGGUGUUGGUCUCUGCUUCACCUUGAAUCUGGCUGUAGCCGACACCUUGCUUGGUGUGGCCAUCUCUGGCCUAGUCACAGACCAGCUCUCCAGCCCACCUCGGCCCACACAGAAGACCCUAUGCAGCCUUCGGAUGGCAUUUGUUACUUCUUCCGCAGCUGCCUCUGUCCUCACAGUCAUGCUGAUUGCCUUUGACAGGUACCUUGCCAUCAAGCAGCCCCUCCGCUACUUCCAGAUAAUGAACGGGCUCAUGGCUGGGUCCUGCAUUGCCGGGCUGUGGUUGGUGUCUUACCUUAUUGGCUUCCUCCCACUUGGAGUCCCCAUAUUCCAGCAGACUACCUACCAGGGUCCCUGCAGCUUCUUCGCUGUGUUUCACCCACGCUUUGUGCUGACCCUCUCCUGCGUUGGCUUCUUCCCAGCCCUGCUCCUCUUUGUCUUCUUCUACUGUGAUAUGCUCAAGAUUGCCUCCAUGCACAGCCAGCAGAUCCGAAAGGUGGAACAAGCAGGAGCCAUGGCCGGAGCAUACCGGCCUCCUCGGACUCCCAGCGACUUCAAGGCUGUCCGCACUGUGGCUGUUCUCAUUGGGAGCUUCACUCUGUCCUGGACCCCAUUCCUUAUCACUGGCAUUGUGCAGGUGGCCUGCCAGAAGUGCUACCUCUACCUGGUGCUGGAACGGUACCUGUGGCUGCUCGGUGUGGGCAACUCCCUGCUCAACCCACUCAUCUAUGCCUACUGGCAGAAGGAGGUGCGGCAGCAGCUCUACCAGAUGGCCCUGGGAGUGAAGAAAGGGCUCACCUCAUUCCUUCUUCUUCUCUCAGCCAGGGAUGGUGGCCCAGAGGGGCCCAGGGAAAGUUCCUGUCCUAUCACCACUAUCUCCCACUCACAGCUUCAUGGCGAAGAUGGUGAGGGCAGAGAAGUUUCAAAGUGACUUCUCCCUCUCCUCUCUGGGCCCCAACUAGGAAAUCAAAGCUAGGGGAAUGAAAGUGCUUGCUUCAGACAGUUGACUGCCCCCACCCCAGACUGAGAGGAACUGAGGUAGGGUGCUGACUUUCUUCUGUAACCAAUUUCUCAUUUGCAAAUCUCCAUUCCUCCCUAUGCUUCUUUUGCAAUUAAUCUGUCUCUCCUAUACAGGUAGGUAGAAAGAAAUGUACUACUGAAAUAAUGCUAAAAAAUCAAAUCCUAUUCUUGAAUACACUACAGCAGCAGUAUCCAACAUAAGUAUAAUGCAGGUCACAUAUAAUUUUAAAUGUUCUAGUAACCGUAUUUAAAAGGUUUA